CAAACAAAACAAACCCACUGAUACGUCUGUCAGACUCGGUGUGAACAGGUUGGAUGCACACCUGUGCGCAACGCGGAGAGCAGAGCGACAGACUUCAUUCAUUCAUUCAUGUAAACACCAGCCUACAUCAUUUCCCUGUCGGCUGUCAGUCACCCGGCCCCGCAGACUCCGCCUCCUACGGAAACACACGAGGUUGUCCGACACGUGAUCGCGUCAGUAUGGCGGAGCCGUUGGCUGAGUGGUGUUUUUACAGUACCGACGGGUCCUAAAACCCUGAUCUGUGGAUGCUCUUGGAGAUCCUGGGGAAAACACGACACUUGCGCCCAGCGGUGCUCAGCUCAGCUCGACUGUUUGGUGGAAGGAAUCCUGCCACGACACACCACUGAGGUCUCCACCUGUGGCUCAGUGCGAUGAGGCCUUAAGAAACAACUACUCUUUGUCCCUCCUUGGCCUGGAGCCUCCACCUGGAAGCACCGACUUGGCUGCGAAGCACAUGGUGGUCACUGCAGCCACCACAGAGGUGCACUGACACCCUCACUGCUGACCUCUGUCAGUUCUGUCUGGCAACAACAACCAUAAAGAUGAGCUCUCACAGUCGAUCGGGUGGCUUGACCAGCAACGAGCAGCCCCUGGAACUUGUUAAGCCAGCUGCACUCAAUCAUUUUGUGGACGUGAGCACUGCAGCACUGCCCAUGCAGGUGCCCCCCGCCGCCACAGCCAUCCUCCCCAUGGACCUGCGCGUAGUGGACCACCAUCACCACCACCAUCACCAGCAGCAGCCCCCCUUCGGCCUGGUUCCCCAACCUCACCCUACACCGCCCACCUCCACAGCUUGUCCCACGUCCUGUGAGCCAGGCCGUGGGUCAGUCAUUAACCACCAGGAGCAGCAGCUACAGCAGGAGCUGGUAGCUCUCAAACACAAGCAGCAGCUCCAGAGACAGCUACUGAUCGCUGAGUUCCAGAGGCAGCAUGAACAACUGUCCCGUCAACAUGAAGUCCAGCUGCAGGAACAUAUCAAGCACCAACAGGAUUUACUGGCACUCAAGCACCAACAGGAGCUGCUGGAGCACCAGAGGAAGAUGGAGCAGCAGCGUCAUGAGCAGGAGCUGGAGAAACAGCAGCGGGAAUACAAACUCCAGCAGCUCAAAAACAAGGACCGGGGACAGGAGAGUGCAGUCGCCAGUACAGAAGUGAAGAUGCGGCUUCAGGAGUUUGUACUGAACAAGAAGAAAGCCCUGGCUCAGCGAAACUUAAACCACUGUGUGCCCAGCGACCCACGCUUUUGGUAUGGAAAAACCCAGCACAGCUCUUUGGACCAGAGCUCCCCUCCUCAAACAGCAUUGUCAGCGUACAACCACCCAAUGCUGGGCACAUACGACUCGAAAGACGACUUUCCUCUCCGGAAAACAGCCUCUGAGCCCAACCUGAAGCUUCGUUCCCGGAUAAGGCAGAAGGUGACAGAGCGCCGCAGCAGUCCUCUUCUCCGACGGAAAGAUGGUCCCAUCACUACCGCCAAGAAACGGUCCCUAGAUGUGGCUGAGUCUGCAUGCAACAGUGCACCAGGCUCAGGUCCCAGCUCCCCCAACAACAGCUCCAGUAACAUCCCCAGUGAGAACGGGGUCACCAUUUCCAGCAGCCCAGGAGAGGCCUCCCUGCUUCAGAGGUUGGCUGCGAGGGAAGGUUCUGUUAGCCAGCUCUCUCUCUACACCUCCCCUUCUCUGCCCAACAUCACUCUGGGACUGCCAGCCACAGGCCCUGCUGGCGCUGUGGUAUCAGGACACCAAGACGCUGAGAGUCGUCUGGCAUUGCCUGCGUUACAGCAGGGAAUUCCUCUGACCUCUCCAUUCCUGCCCACUACCCACCUGCCCUCCUACUUGGCGUCUUCAGCUCUGGACAGGGAGGGGGCCGGAGGGGGCGCGGCUGGUCACAACACCCUUCUCCAACACAUGGUACUGUUGGAGCAGGGCCACAGUCCAAUCGUCGGUCUGGGUGGCCUCCCACUACCGUCACCCUCUGUCUCCAAACUUGCACGGGGCCAUCGUCCCCUGGGGAGGACCCAGUCGGCCCCUCUGCCUCAGCCGCAAUGCGGCCAGGCCCAGGCUCUGCAGCAGCUGGUGGUUCAGCAGCAGCACCAACAGUUCCUGGAAAAACACAAACAACAGUUCCAACAGCAGCAGCAGCAGCACAUCAUCAUCAACAAGAUCAUGUCCAAGCCCGGUGAUCAGGUCUCGGCUGCAAGCUCUAGCACCUCGGGGCCGGCCAGGCAGCACCAGAGUCACCCAGAGGAAACAGAAGAGGAGCUCAGGGAGCACCAGGGGCUCUUGUCCUCCUCCUCAUCCUCCUCCUCCACAUCUGUGCAGGAGACAGCGCCUGUACGAGGGCUGGUCAUCAAGCAGGAGCCCCCAGACCCCCAAGAGCAGGAGGAGAGGGAGCACAGGGAGAGACAGGCCGAGAAGGACUUUCUUUUCCGACAGCAGGCUCUGCUGUUAGAGCAGCAGCGGAUCCAUCAGUUGAGGAACUACCAAGCCUCCAUGGAAGCAGCUGGGCUGUCAGUAAGCUUCUCCGGACACCGGCCCCUCUCCAGGGCUCAGUCCUCUCCAGCCUCCGCCUCCUUCCCCAUGGUAGUACAGGAGCCGCCUGCCAAGCCUCGAUUUACUACAGGCCUGGUGUACGACUCUUUGAUGCAGAAGCACCAGUGUAUUUGUGGGAACACAACCAUUCAUCCAGAGCACGCAGGCCGCAUCCAGAGUAUCUGGUCCCGACUACAGGAAACAGGCCUCAGGGCACACUGUGAGUGUAUCCGUGGUAGAAAGGCCUCACUGGAGGAGUUGCAGACGGUCCACUCUGAAGCCCACGUCCUGCUGUAUGGAACCAACCCACUGCGGCAGAAACUAGACUGUUCAGUGAGUCCCAUGUUUGUGAGGUUACCAUGUGGAGGCAUAGGGGUGGACAGCGACACUAUUUGGAACGACGUCCAUUCGUCCAGUGCGGCUCGUCUGGCCGUCGGCUCGGUGGUGGAGCUCGUCUUCAAAGUAGCAACAGCAGAACUGAAGAAUGGCUUUGCAGUAGUUCGACCACCUGGACACCACGCUGAGGAGAAUACGCCAAUGGGGUUCUGUUACUUCAACUCGAUCGCGAUAGCAGCCAAACUCCUGCAGCAGAGGCUCAAUGUCAGUAAAAUCCUCAUCGUGGACUGGGAUGUUCACCAUGGUAAUGGCACCCAACAGGCCUUCUACACAGACCCCAGUGUCCUCUACCUGUCACUGCAUCGCUACGAUGAUGGGAACUUCUUCCCUGGCAGUGGAGCACCUGACGAGGUGGGCAGUGGAGCAGGUGAAGGCUUCAAUGUGAAUGUGGCCUUUACUGGAGGACUAGAACCUCCUAUGGGUGAUGCAGAGUACUUGGCUGCGUUUAGGACGGUGGUUAUGCCUAUUGCCAAUGAGUUUGCCCCAGACGUGGUUCUGGUAUCUUCAGGCUUUGAUGCGGUAGACGGCCAUGCCUCACCCCUGGGAGGAUACAAACUCACAGCCAAAUGCUUUGGCUACCUGACCAGGCAGCUGAUGGGUCUGGCAGGCGGUCGGUUGGUACUCGCCCUGGAGGGGGGUCAUGACCUCACAGCCAUAUGUGAUGCCUCCGAAGCCUGCGUCUCUGCUCUGCUCGGCAAUGAGUUGGACCCCAUCCCUGACAAGGUGCUGCAGCAGAGGCCGAACGCCAAUGCUGUCCACUCUUUGGAGAAAGUUAUUGAAGCUCACAGCAAAUACUGGCGCUCACUGCAACGCUCUGCCUCCACACUCGGUUGCUCGUUGAGCGAAGCCCUUCAGCGUGACGCAGAGGAAGCCGAGACAGUGUCUGCCAUGGCCUCACUGUCUGUCGCCAACAAGCAGAUUGUAAAGAGGGCUGAAGAGGAACCAAUGGAAGAGGAAGCUCCAAUGUAAAGAAACAGCCGAGAACUUUGACCACUGAGACCAGUCUUUGACAGUGUCCUCACUGAGUCCAUGUCAACUUAAAUGCCACUCCUGUGUCUCACCUCUGCCAUAUCAUGAUGGCAUGUUAUUGUGAGACAGAACAAGCAGAGCUGACAACAGUGGCGCUCAAAGGAAACCGAACACUGAAGAUGAGUAAGGCAUUCACUGAUUAGCAGCGCACAGACUGAUCAGUGUUGUGUUGCCUGGUCAGGACCUUGGAUAUAAGAGGAUUGACUCAACCACCCCACACUGACAACCUUGUGUACCAGUGCUUUUAAAACACUAGACAAGAUGUACUUCACCGUACAGAGACAAUCUUCUUUUCUUAUCAAUCUGUUCUUUUUGUGCUUUAUCUUGAUCUCACUUUCUGAUGUGAUUGUGACUCUGCACUACGGAUGAAUCAUUCCUGCUCUUUAAAGAUAUCUGGAUGAAUGGAACAAAAGUGGUUGAAUUUCUUGCAGUGUGGUCGAAAAUUACAGAUGAUAAAGGUCAGCAGAUGCUCUGAUUCCAAAAUGACUGACAGU
Molecule: messenger RNA, 4489 nt
Organism: Scatophagus argus
Lineage: Eukaryota; Metazoa; Chordata; Actinopteri; Scatophagidae
Gene: hdac4
Product: histone deacetylase 4
Exons: 28
Coding region: 582-3935 (1117 amino acids)
Biological process (GO): chromatin organization; negative regulation of transcription by RNA polymerase II
Cellular component (GO): histone deacetylase complex
Molecular function (GO): histone deacetylase activity
Source: RefSeq, a predicted model, not a curated record